Rubroshorea leprosula is the source of this 481-nucleotide messenger RNA. The record is from the annotation of a GenBank genome assembly. NCBI's taxonomy places the organism in Eukaryota, Viridiplantae, Streptophyta, Magnoliopsida, Malvales, Dipterocarpaceae.
CUUCUCUCUCCUCCAUCAUCCUCCUCCAAGUUUGAGAACCCAGAUCUAGGUUCUCCUUCAACAGAUCAAGGAGGGGGGAAGAGAAUGAAGAAGGGAGGAGAGAGAAAGAAGAAGAAAAAUAAAGGAGGAGGAGGGAAAAUAAGGUUGAAAAUCAAAGAACCAAUGCUAUGUGAAAAAGAGGGUUGCCAAGAUCUACACGGUGGAGAACUUGCAAGAGGAGAUGUGGUAGGAGAUGAGUGGCGAAAUGGUGGUGAAGAAAGAGAGAGAAAUAUGGGUAACAAGGAAAAUGAAUGGAAUUUAGAGAAAUUUUAAUGUCAGGAAUUGCAUUCAAUAGUUUUGCUAUGCAUAAGCAAGGGAUAAGCCUUUAACGGGAAAAUAUUGUAUUUUAAUCUUUAAGCUGUAGGUGUGUAAUUUGGGGUGUUGGUUUGGAGGGUAAGUGUAUCAUUCCAUAGAUGAUAAGUUAUAAAAAUAUUUAUUGGGU